This is a messenger RNA of Canariomyces notabilis, 2400 nucleotides long. RefSeq lists its product as uncharacterized. The record is from RefSeq and is a predicted model, not a curated record. Gene Ontology annotation, biological process: phospholipid biosynthetic process. Lineage: Eukaryota; Fungi; Ascomycota; Sordariomycetes; Sordariales; Chaetomiaceae. The transcript has 2 exons. Gene Ontology annotation, molecular function: glycerol-3-phosphate O-acyltransferase activity; glycerone-phosphate O-acyltransferase activity. Bases 1 to 2400 code for a protein of 799 amino acids.
AUGGCCGAUUCCGAGCCUCAGCGGCCUGCCCCGCAGUCGCAGAGCACAUCAUCUCCGAGCGCGACCAAGGAACUCUAUCCUAUGAGCAACUGGAAAUAUGACACUUUUUUGUGGACCACAUCCGUCCUGGUUGAUCUCUUCUUCCGCGAGGUGCAUCCCCGAGGUUCCUGGAAGGUUCCCCGUACUGGUCCCGUGCUCUUCGUCGCAGCUCCACACGCAAACCAGUUUGUCGACGCCCUUAUUCUCCAGCGGACACUACGGAACGAGGCGCAGCGCCGUGUUUCGCUCCUCAUAGCCCAGAAGUCGGUCCACGGUUUUAUCGGGUUUGCGUCCCGCCAGGUCGGGUCCGUUCCUGUCGGCCGGGCACAGGACUAUGCGAAACCUGGCCAGGGCACCAUCUACCUUCCUGAUCCUCUCAAUGACCCGACUCUUAUCCGCGGAAUCGGCACAGACUUUGAGAAGCAAGCCGAAGUUGGUGGAAUGCUCUUUCUUCCGUCUGCCAAGGGGCAGACAGGGUCGAGUGUCGACAUUGCCAAGAUCCUUGGUCCCAACGAGAUCCGCAUCAAGCGUCCUCUCAGGGGAAAGCUUGCCAUGACGCAGCUCACGGGCCGGGAUGACAUUGACGACCAGGGGAAUCUGGGGCUCAUGGAUAUCAACGGGCCAAAGGACGGGUAUGAAGGAACUACGUACAAGCUAGCGCCCCGCAUUGACCAGUCCGAAGUAUACCGGGCUGUGUUUGACCGUUUGAAGUCUGGUGGAUGCGUCGGUAUUUUCCCAGAAGGAGGUAGCCACGAUCGAACCGAGCUACUCCCGCUCAAGGCAGGCGUAGCGAUUAUGGCCCUCGGAACGCUUACCGAGGCUCCCGAUUGCGGCCUGAAGAUCGUGCCAGUUGGAAUGAACUAUUUCCACGCCCACAAGUUCCGGUCGAGGGCCGUCAUUGAGUUUGGCCAACCCCUCGAGGUUCCCAAGAGGCUCGUUGAGAUGUACAAGAACAACGAGAGAAGAGAGGCGGUUGGUCAAGUGUUGGAUAUGGUGCACCAAGCGCUCAGCGCUGUGACGGUCUCGACGCCAGAUUAUGAUACGCUCAUGGUGAUCCAAGCAGCCAGGCGGCUGUACAACCCCACGGGGAAAAAGCUGCCUCUUCCUGUGAUUGUCGAGCUGAACCGUCGACUCGCUCUGGGCUAUGAAAGGUAUAAGAACGACGAGCGCAUUGUCCAGCUGAAGAAGUCAGUCAACGACUACAACAGGCAGCUUCGCUACCUGAACAUUCGCGAUCAUCAGGUCCAGUACGGCAAAAUGUCGUGGCCCAAAGUUGUCUUUACCCUUUUCUACCGGCUGGCCAAGCUGCUGGCUCUCUCAGCUGGCGUGCUUCCCGGCCUUAUCCUUUUCUCCCCCGUGUUCAUCGCCACAAAAAUCAUCAGUAAAAAGAAGGCGAAGGCGGCACUUGCCGGGUCCUCGGUGAAAAUUCAGGGGAAGGAUGUGAUGGCUACGUGGAAAAUCAUGGUUGCAAUGUUCUUUGCACCGGUUCUCUACUUUUUCUACACUGCCAUCACUGCCCUACUGGUUUGGCAGGACCGUCUCGGGGGGCGUGUGCCUGAAUGGGUGCCGAUAUGGGCCGUGUUUGUGGCUGGCUUCAUCUUCUUCCCGACCAUUACCUUUGCGGCGCUUCGCUUCGGAGAAGUUGGCAUGGACAUACUCAAGUCGCUCCGGCCGCUCGCGCUCUGCAUCUUUCCGACGUCGAGCUACAGCCUCAACCAGCUCCGUGAGCGUCGUGCUGAGCUCAGCGAGCAGGUCACCAGGGUGAUCAACACGCUCGGACCGGAAAUGUUUCCGGAUUUCGAGCACACCCGACUCGUAGGCGAUUCCGGCCGGGCUGCCGCGGCGGCGUCUGCGGUGGAGACUGCUGCCGCCGCUGCCGCCUCCCGCGCCCCUACCCGGCCAUCGAUGCCUUACCACGUCUCCAGCGGAACGUCGUCGCCCGCCGCGGAGGGUGCCGAGAGCCCGCCUCAGGCGCCGCUCACACGGCGCAGCACGACGCGGUCGAGCCGUGCCAUCCCCCGCAACGAGUCGUUUAGUAAUAUCGGAAAGAUACAGCUCUUCGCUACCCGCCCGCCUAGCCGGAGCCGCAGCCGGAGCAGCAGCGCCGGGGGCGGGCCGGUGAUGGGCGGGUUCCCGGUUACUGGCUUCACCUCGCUGGAUAGCAAGGAGGGAUUUGAUGAGGCGAACAGGAGGAUCAGGCAGGCUAUGAAGGAGAGGGGGGAGAUCAGGCGAAGAAAGAGGGUGGCGAAGGAGGCAGGGUUGGAGGAUGAGAGUAGCGACGAUGAGGAGGGCAGUGUGGAUAGCUUGGAAGAGAGCGCGGGGAGUCUGAGGGACUAUGAGGAGGCGAGGAAGGAGAAGUGA